UUCAUAGUACUCGAAUGGGAUGUUUUGGGGGCGUUACUAAAUAUAAUACUGUCGCGAUUUUGUAAAUAUUAUUAAUCAUACAUUAUGUAUUUUUUUAUUAAAGCGCAAUAAUUUGUAGUAAAAAAACAAUAAUUAAAAUGGCUCACUCCAGUUUCAGCAAAGUAGAUGAAUAUGGCUUUGAAAGACAUGAAGAUUUUGAUUACGAAAGCUAUGAAGAAUUCAUGUCUGUUUAUCUCAAAGUUUUGGCCUCCAGAGCUCAAAAAUGGUCUAUUUUGCUUGGAGAAGGAAAGUCGGUCAAACGGACUAAUACUGUAAAAAGAUACGUGCGCAAAGGGAUACCCAGCGAGCAUCGUCCGUCAGUGUGGAUGGCAAUAUCAGAGGCUGAUAAAAUGAAAGAACAGAGUCCUGAUUUGUAUCAAAAGAUAUUAGACAGUCCAUUUGAAAAAGAAUUAGUUGAUCUUGUAAAGACCGAUCUACCGCGUACAUUUCCUGAUAAUAUAUACUUCACCAAGGAAGCAAACCAUCAAGCUCAUCUGUUUAAUGUGCUUAUAGCUUAUGCACACAACAACAGAGUCGUUGGUUAUUGUCAAGGACUAAAUUAUAUUGCUGGUUUGCUAUUACUUUCAACAAAGAGUGAAGAAACUUCAUUUUGGUUGUUAAAAGUCUUAGUAGAGAAGAUACUUCCGGAUUAUUACACUAAAACAAUGGAUGGUCUAAUAGUAGACAUUGAGGUGUUGUCUGAACUAGUCAAAGCAAAAGCUCCCGAUGUUCACCAGCAUGUUAUUAACUUGGGUCUACCAUGGGCUGUCAUUACCACAAAAUGGUUUGUAUGUCUGUUUGCAGAGGUUUUACCCAUUGAGACAGUCUUGAGAAUUUGGGACUGCCUUUUUUACGAGGGCUCCAAAAUAUUGUUCAGAGUUUGUCUAACCUUGAUUAAAAACAACCGAGCAUCUAUUAUGGCGUGUAACGAUUUCACCUCCUUAGCAGAAUGUUUUAAGGCUAUUGUGAAGAAUGCCAGUGCAUUGCAUUGUCAUGAAUUCAUGCAGUCAAUUUUUAAAGUACCUGGAACCCUUUCCAACUCGACAAUAUUAAAACUCCGAGCACGUUUUGCGAAGCAACGCCGUGAACAGCAACAGAAGGAGCCACGGUAAAGCAUUUGCUCUGCCAUGUGAAACAAGGAACUUUUGAUCUCAUCUUGUCAAAAGAUUUACCAAAUUUAAUAAUUUUAUUUGUAUAAAAGGCAUUUUUUUAAUAUGCACAACAAUAAAGUGUAUAGUGAAAAGUUCAUUAAAGGUCAUUUUAACUAAUUUAUAAUUUGUAUUAGACAGUAUUGGUAUUACAAGUUUAUUAUAACUUUGUGUUAUUGUAAAUUAAUUUAUAAGUAGUAUUAUUUUAUAAACAUGACAAACAUGUUUGUUUAUAUCACUAAUUUGUUUUGUUCUAUUAUAAUGUUUUUUUAACAAAAUUUUGAUGAGAUUUUCUCUCUAUUAGAUGAAGAAUCAAGACUAUUUGAUGUUAAACUAUUUCCAAAUCAUAAUGAAUUGAAAGAUUGCCCUAAAUAAUCAGCUGUUAGGUACUAGGCAUCCUAGAUUUAAGUAUUUAUUUUACUUAAGCAUCCAUAUGAGUGAGAUUAUUUAUGUAAAUUAUGAUGAUGUAAACUCCCAAAUCAAAUCAAUAUGUUGAUGCUUUAUUUUCAUUGUAAACUAAUAAAUUAUGGGUUUGGUUUCAACAUAUUUAUAAUCAAUUGCAUGUCUGGUUGUUACUAGGUCAUACUAGUAAUAUUUAAAAAACACCAAAAGCAAUAUUAAUUUACAAAUGAGGCACAAACAAAUUGAAGUCAAGAACACUUCGCAAGCUAAAAUCAUUCAUUCACUAUUUAUUAAAAUACUAUUUAACAAGAAACAUAUUAUUGUAUUUCUAAAAUUUAACAACCAUGAAUAUUUCAUUUAAUUGAAAAUAAUAAAUUUAUUGCAUUUUAUAUAGUAGUAAUAUAUAUUCAGUAGAAUUUGAUAUGACCAGUAAGGACUGAAGUUA
Nymphalis io (European peacock) is the source of this 2034-nucleotide messenger RNA. RefSeq names its product growth hormone-regulated TBC protein 1-A. The record is from RefSeq and is a predicted model, not a curated record. The transcript has 6 exons. The coding region runs from base 138 to 1151 and encodes 337 amino acids. Lineage: Eukaryota; Metazoa; Arthropoda; Insecta; Lepidoptera; Nymphalidae.